Messenger RNA from Alligator mississippiensis (American alligator), 2190 nucleotides. Its product is annotated as myeloperoxidase-like. Bases 1 to 2190 code for a protein of 729 amino acids. Gene Ontology annotation, biological process: response to oxidative stress. Gene Ontology annotation, molecular function: heme binding; peroxidase activity. Lineage: Eukaryota; Metazoa; Chordata; Crocodylia; Alligatoridae. The transcript is spliced from 12 exons. The record is from RefSeq and is a predicted model, not a curated record.
AUGGCAGACAUAGGGGGCACAGAUAUCCCAGAGGUACUGUCAGCUCCAGCCAUUCUGAGUAGUGUUAAUGAAGCCAAGCAGCUGGUGGAUGCAGCAUAUAAGCAUGCACGGAAAAGAUCAAAGCAAGCAUUGGAGGAAGACAAAGUCAAUCCAUCAGAUUUCCUAAAACAUUUAACAGAGCCAGUGGCAGGGACCAGAUCAGCAAUCCGAUCUGCUGAUUACAUGGAAACCACCCUGAGUCUCCUGAAAAAGAAGCUACAGCAGAAUAUGAAGAGACCAUUCAAUAUCACAGAUCUGCUAGAUGGGGAACAGAAGGCAACAAUUUCCAAAGCUACUGGCUGCAAGUAUCAAAUUUGUCCCAUCAAGUGUGCAGAGACUAGCAGUUACCGGACCAUCACAGGAGAAUGCAACAACAGGAAACAUCCUCAUCUGGGAGCUUCCAAUCAUGGAUUUGCCCGAUUGCUUCCGGCAGAGUAUGAGGAUGGCAUCUCUCUUCCCAAAGGAGUCACUGAAGGAAAACUUUACAAUGGAUUUGUACUUCCUCUGGUUCGAAAUGUGUCCAGCAAAAUUGCUCACACAGCCAAUGAGAACAUCACUCAUGACCAGGAGCGCUCUUUAUUUUUCAUGCAAUGGGGUCAGUGGGUGGACCAUGACUUGGACUUGGCCCCUGCUGCUGGUGAAGGCCACAACAGUAAAACAAUUAAUUGUGAGACCAGUUGCACCUAUCAGUCACCCUGCUUCCCGAUUAAGUUUCCUUCAGAUGAUCCACGUUUUCAGAGCUCAAAUAUCUGUAUGCCACUUACUCGUUCAGCUCCAGCGUGCAAUCCCAGAACAUUUAUACGAGAACAGAUCAAUGCAAUCACUUCCUUCAUUGAUGCCAGCAUGGUGUAUGGCAAUGAAGUACCUUUGGCUAGGUAUCUGAGGAAUCAGACAAACCAGCUGGGUUUGAUGGCUGUGAACCAGAAAUUUACAGAUGCAGGGUUAGAAUUACUGCCUUUUGAGAACAAGACCAAAAGUAUCUGUACUUUCACAAACAAGACAGCAAACAUCCCCUGUUUUAAAGCAGGUGAUGCACGAGCACCUGAAAAUCUGGGGCUUUCAGCUCUGCACACCCUCUUUUUGCGGGAACACAAUCGCCUGGCUGCUGAGUUAAGGAAACUAAAUUGCCACUGGGAUGGAGAGAAGCUCUACCAGGAAGCCCGAAAAAUAAUUGGUGCUAUGACCCAGAUAAUAACAUACAGAGACUACCUGCCCCGUGUAUUUGGAGAUGAGAAGGAGAAGUGGGUACCACUGUACAGUGGCUAUAAUGAGUCAGUUGAUCCCACUGUGACAAACGUGUUUUCACUGGCUUUCCGAUUUGGUCAUAGUUCUGUACAGCCUUUUGUGUCUCGGCUAAAUGAGGAUUUCCAGCCUUCAAGUUCAUAUCCCCGUGUUCCUCUUCACCUCACCUUCUGUGCUUCCUGGAGAAUUGUAAUGGAAGGUGGCAUUGAUCCACUUCUCCGUGGUCUGCUCGUUGAUCAUGCAAAAUUGAUGAAGCAGAGCCAAAUGGUUGUUGUGGAACUCCAGGAGCGGCUUUUUGAACAAAAAGAAGUGAUGGGUUUGGAUCUACCAGCCAUUAACAUGCAACGGGGAAGAGAUCAUGGUCUUCCAGGGUACAAUGCCUGGCGACGAUUCUGUGGGCUUUCAGAACCUCACAACCUGGAUGAACUCGCUCAUGUGCUGGGAAACCAAAAUAUGGCAAAGAAGUUCUUAGACCUGUAUGGGACACCAGACAACAUUGACAUCUGGAUUGGGGCCCUUGCAGAGCCCUUUGUUCCCCAGGGCAGAGUGGGGCCCCUCCUGGCUUGUAUCUUUGGUGUUCAGUUCAGGAACUUGCGAGAUGGGGACAGGUUCUGGUGGGAGAACCCGGGGGUUUUUACUCUGCAACAGCGUCGUGCCCUGAGCAUCAUCUCAUUGUCACGGGUGAUCUGUGACAACACCCGCAUCAGAAUGGUGCCCAGGGAUGUGUUCAAGGUCAACAGCUAUCCCUGGGACUUUGUGAACUGUAGCAAGAUUGACAGUCUUGACUUGUCAUCCUGGAAAGAAGAGAGUCACAGCGGACCAGAAGGUAGAGUGGACCCUCCCAUCUCUCUGGCCUUCUGCCUACACGUUUCCCCGACACAUAGCCUUGAAAUAGACAUCGCCAAAUGA